AUGACGUGGACUAAGGCACCAACGAUCAAGCAGUUUAUGAAGCAAUUUGACAGCCAUAUGGCUGCUGUGAAGUGGUUGCAAGAGGAGGGUGUCUUUGAUAAGCAUGCCCCAAAAUGCCCUAAUGGCCAAAAAAUGGUGAUUUGCAAGGACAACUCCAAGUCAGAUGGUGUGGUAUGGCAGUGCGGUCAUUGUAAAUGCUGUGGGCGAAAGAAGAAAACCAUUCGGCAAGGCUCGUUUUUUGAGGGAUUGAAAGCAGACCUCGAUGACAUUCUUUUGGUGAUGUACUGUUUCUUGAACCAAUCGAGUCAGAAGGAGAUUCCGACAUAUACAGGAAAGAACCCCAAGGUAAUUCGAUCGAUUAUUCGACAGUGUUAUCGCCUUAUUGAAGCAGAUUUGACAAUUGAGGAUAUGCGAGUUGGGGGUGUCAAUGACGAUGGUACACCAAUUAUAGUAGAGGUGGACGAGUCACUUUUUUGUAAGAUGAAGUAUGGUCGUGGUCAUUCGGUGCAAGGUGUUUGGGUUGUUGGCGGUGUUGAGCGUACGCCAGAGCGCAAGCUAUUCGUUGCAACUGUCCCCUAUCGCAAUAAGGACACAUUACACACCUUGCUUACGACGUACAUCAAGCCUGGCACUCAAAUCCAUACGGACCGAUGGCGGGCUUAUAACGGUAUCGAUAAAACAUGCGAUGAAGAUGGUAACCCACUUGGGUAUACCCAUAAAAAGAAUCCACCUAUCAAUCUAAUGUCUGAACUACGUAUUUAUACAUCGGCUAUAGAAAAAGUUUUAAUCCAAUGGCAGGCUGUUGACAUGGGUUAG
Molecule: messenger RNA, 816 nt
Organism: Lichtheimia ornata
Lineage: Eukaryota; Fungi; Mucoromycota; Mucoromycetes; Mucorales; Lichtheimiaceae
Exons: 4
Coding region: 1-816 (271 amino acids)
Source: RefSeq, a predicted model, not a curated record